AUGUCAUAUAACGUGAACCAAGUUGAACUUAUCAAAGCUGUCAUUGGAACGAAACACAUGGAAGAUCCAAAGGUGCAGGAAAUUAUUAAGAAGAUAGAUGUCAACAAGUGUUUGAAAUCGAAUUUGAAAACCGACAACUUGAAGAAGAUUAACAUUGAAGACAUUCCGGCGAAAACUGAGCUAGAUUUCAAAAAAGCUAUUCAAGAGAUGACACCAGCCGUUAAAAUCCUUCACAAAAGAAACCAUGAUCCCACUGAUUUCCCAAUUAACUGCAAUAUUUUGGCUCCGUUAAAAGUGCCACUCGAAAUUGACGGUGAAAGCAUAUUGAAAUUGGCUGAAAAGCGAUGUCUCACAAGAAGCGAGAAUGAAAUCUUCGAGGAAAACAUGUACCCGUUCACUGUUCCGAAAACUGUUGAAGAGGUUUCAAGUGAUCACUUAAAGAUUCCGACGCCUCUGUUUGUUUGUAAAAAUUCAAAGGACGCCCAUUCGAUUCAGCUAGAACAGAUGUGCCAAUUGAAUGAUAUCGUUAUGGUGCGUGGGCUCAUGGAGAGCCUCGAAAUUAACAUGGAAAAUUUUAAAUCGGAAAUGUUCGAAGACCGUGGAAGUAAGCAGACGUAUUUAUUUCGAGAGCAACAUCGAAUGCCGGCGCAUCUGAAUUAUGGUGACGAUGGACACGUGACAUGGCGUUAUAACAGUUGGGAAAAUUCAACUAAAUUGACAUUGCAACAGUAUGUUGCACAUAAAGAAGAAAGCUUGAAAAAUGCAAUCGACGAUGAAUAUGAAUAUCUUUCGAAAUACGAAAGUAGGUUUGUGAGAAGUGCCAACACUACAGCAGAUGGCUCGAAAAAAAUCAGACUGGAAUCGGAAGUUGAAGAACAAGCUGUAGAGGAAGCCGAAUUGGAUAAAAAAGAAGAAUUUAUUACUUCCACAGGAAUGAUCGUUUUUGGAACGAACGUCGAUUUGUUAGACACCAAAAAGUGGGAAAUACAGUUUGAAGAACUCAAAAAGCUUCCCGAUUUCCUUCUUUGGAACUCAGCGAAAAGUUGCCUGAGUUAUCUGCGGCGCACGGUUCCGGGCAUGAAUGGUGUUCAACUUUAUAUGAAAGUCCCUGGGGCGCGAACGUCGGCCCACCAGGAAAAUAAUAAUUUCGGAUCAAUCAAUAUUAAUAUGGGGCCGGGCGAUUGCGAGUGGCUUGCUUGCCCCUAUAAGUAUUGGGGAAAAAUUGAAGAUUUUUGCAGAAGAAAAAAGAUCAACUUCCGAAUAGAUCCAUUUUGGCCAGUUUUGGAAGAUCUUGAGAAAGCGAACAUUCCUAUUUAUCGUUUCUCGCAAAAAGCUGGUGAUCUUGUAUAUCUCAAUGGCGGAUGUAUCCAUUGGGUUCAAGCUACUGGCUGGUGUAAUAACAUCAGCUGGAAUAUCGGACCCAUCAAUCUUUUUCAAAUCCGAACUGCACUCAUAAGCUAUGAGUACAACAAACUGGCGAAAUUCGAGUCGCUUAUACCGAUGCAGUCGUUGGCAUGGGAGUUUGCCGCCAAAUUACAGUUUCCGAAUAAGGAAAUAUUUGAAGAAAUUCGCGCCGUGCUAAUUAGAUCGUUAGCGUUUCUAAAGAUGACUCUUGAUUAUGUGAUUUCCCAAGGUGUGAAAGUAGAUAAAGACAAGAGAAAAAAGAAUUGCUGGAGCAACAAUUGCAUAAUAAAAGAGUGCAAAAGAGAGUCCUUCAAUUUGGCAUUUGUUCGAAAGAAGUCCAACAGCGAGGACAACGUUUGUGUAUACUGUGCCAAAGAAAUGGGAAUUAGGAAAUUCAAAGUUCUUCAACAGCUACCACUUAAUACUCUUGUAGAAAUGUUUGACAAAAUGAAAGCGAAAUUCGAAUCCUCAAUCUAG
Caenorhabditis bovis is the source of this 1881-nucleotide messenger RNA. NCBI's taxonomy places the organism in Eukaryota, Metazoa, Nematoda, Chromadorea, Rhabditida, Rhabditidae. The record is from the annotation of a GenBank genome assembly.